Messenger RNA from Sclerotinia trifoliorum, 2665 nucleotides. The record is from the annotation of a GenBank genome assembly. NCBI's taxonomy places the organism in Eukaryota, Fungi, Ascomycota, Leotiomycetes, Helotiales, Sclerotiniaceae.
CCAAAACAGGUAAAGCCCCUCCAUAGCAUACAUAGCCUUGUUCAAGACCCCUGAAUCUUGAGGGAGCCUAUGAUAAUUCAAGACAAACAGCUCAACGUGAAUCUCUUCUACGGAGCAGAGCAGAGGUACCCAAUGUUGCAAAAGUAAAGACAAUCAAAUCAAUUAGUCCAGUUCAUAUGAAAGAAAGCAUCUGUUAUUACGCUUAUUUCAUAUUCACCGAUCAAAAGUUACGCGUAAUUAAGCUAAGGUUACCUCUCGCAAUAGAAGUUGCGAGUUGAUAAAUAUAACCUUAACAUCCAUCCUCCCUCCUUCUUUGCUUUUCCUCUCCCACAAGACCUCCCCUCCUCACAUUCACAACACCAACGAUCCUUUACUGUCGUGCACCCUUGAGACAUUCUCAUUUGUCACAAGCAUCCACGACCUCUUCGCAUCAAUCUGCAUCCUUUGUGCAUUUCAUCAUAAGUCGUCGCAAUUUCAAAGAUGUCGCUGCAGUCUGCUUAUAAGCAGUUUUUAGCUGCCCCAAACCCCUCUUUACUCGCAAGUGAUGCUUCUCUUCACUUCAUUACGACUCUCAUUUCUAUUAAUGGAUCGUCCAAUAUCGUCAAGCAUUUAAAUGGAGAGGACCAUCGACUUAAAAAGAAGGAAGAGACCUUUUUAAACAUUGUCGAAGGCACCAGCUCCAUUGCUGCUGAAGUUCACACAACCGUUGAGUUCAAAACAUCAGGAGGAUCCUACCUACCUGGCUUGGAUGAUAACUUUCUCGCUGAUCGUACAGUCACCUUUCCUAUAGUAAGUUUGAUAUCAUAUGUUUUACGGCAUUCGUAUGCUAAUAAUGGCAGAUUCACAUCGUCAGUUUCGAUGCCAACGGCAAGAUCCAACAAAUCCGACAAAAUUGGGACCAAGGUUCACUUCUCAAAUUGAUCGAAGUCAUCGGAAGGAGUGGGCGAAAUUGGCCAAUUCGGGAUGGAAAAGAUCAGAUAAAGCUCAUCACAUCAAGUGUUAGAAGUUCUGGCACAUCAGAUGCUGCUUCAAACGCAGACCCUAUCGCCCGUGCCAGAGCCAACUCUAAUACUGCGACGCGCGAUCCGCAUGCAAGCCUUGCCUUAUUUGCUCCCCGAGAAGACGUUGUGCGAGAGUCCCGUCCGGCUGCUGAACCAAGCAGCAAAUCAGCAAAGCCAGAACCUCGGGAUUAUCACGAUCUUUUCGUUGGUAAAGACUCCGCAUCUCCAGAAGAUGACACCUCUCCACCCAAAGCUGGUUCCAAAGCAGGCGCUUCAAGGCAAUUUGCUCCAUCUAGACUUUUCGAUGCCUACGAGGAACAAGCUACACCAGAUAGCCAUGUCCAAGAGAAGUCCAAGGAUCCAAUGUACCGCCCUAACCCAUCUAGAUAUGAACAUUUCGAUUUCACAGAUGCCCCCGAGGAAGAGGAACCCAUUCGACCGACAAGUGGCAAAGGUAGCAUGGGUCAACACCAAAGCCAAUGGGGAUUUGAUGACUUUCAAACACCACAAAAAGUUGUUCCCACCAAAGUUCUUCGCGCGGCUGACGUUCGUCAUUGGGGCAAUAGUGAUGAUGAAGUUUUGGAUAGUCCAGUCAGAUUCAAGAAGACCGAAAAGCCUCGCAAGGAUGCACAAACCCAUUUCGAUUUCCGGGAUGAAGGCACCCCACAACAAGAACGUCGCAUUAUUGGAAGACCUCAUGGACAAGGACACAACAAUGGACUUGGGCUCUACAAAGAUACAAUGUUCGAUGAGGGUGAAAGUGAAACACCGGUUUCAAAGAAGCAAGGCCGACCUUUCGCAAAUGUCACGGACAGACAAAAGAACUUAGAUUCGCAUUUCACCAUGACUGAUGACUCGCCAGUUGCCGGAAAAGCUCCAGCUCAUAUCGCAGAAGAUAGAGCCAAGGCUGUGAAGAAUAUGGGUGCUAACUGGGACACAUACGAUCAAUCUCCUAUUGAGAAGAAUUCCCGUAAAGAGAACGACCCUUCCUCACCAAUUAGAUCCAAUUCUAACAAGGAGCCUUUGUCAGAAAUUCGCACUGCUUCACAACGCAACCAGAAAAAUACCGGUAUCAAGACAAUGGGUGAUGGUAUGGGUGGUAGCAAGGGUGCAGGCAGAAGCUGGGGAUUUGGAGACGGAUCUGAUGGAGAGGAAGCUGGUGGUAUCAAUGGUGUAGGAAGUACAUUUCGCAAUGGUCGCCCCGGUAAAGCACAAAAUCAAAAAGCUACUGGUGGUGAUUUCUGGGAUUUCUAAUCCAUGGAUAUCGAAACAGGAUUGAGCUGUUGGCUGUCUGGUUAAAUAUGUGUUACGAUAGAUGAGAUUAUGAUCAUACAAAAUUGCUUUCGAUUUCAGUUACUUUUUUAGUGUGGUUGAAUUGGUGUUGAUAAGAUAUUUCGAUGGAUGUAUAAGGAGUAACUACGUGCUCACUUGACUUCCAGUUCCUUUAUUUGCAUUUUUUGAGUGUGUUAUUUUUAAUCUGAGCAAGGUGGUUCGGUUUCUCUAUCCGUGGUGGUAUUUCUUGCAACUGCGUGCAUGACAGGAUACGAGGAGUAGAGGGAGGAGAUACAAGAACAUAUCAGCUGCGAACAAACCAAGAGGGAUACAUGGCGUGUAUUGGUUAUUAGGUAUUAUUAUGCAUUAUUUCGACUUUACUGUUAGGGAAA